Drosophila santomea is the source of this 666-nucleotide messenger RNA. RefSeq lists its product as uncharacterized. Bases 1 to 666 code for a protein of 221 amino acids. NCBI's taxonomy places the organism in Eukaryota, Metazoa, Arthropoda, Insecta, Diptera, Drosophilidae. The transcript is spliced from 4 exons. The record is from RefSeq and is a predicted model, not a curated record.
AUGCACUCCAGUGGCAAACAGUUCCAGCCGAGCCCUUCCUGCAUCCUGCUCCUGCUCCUGUUCGUCCUUGCAGCGAGUAUUGCAGGAGAUGGGAAUGCUGGAAAUGCUAGCUCCGGUUUGGGCCACAGUCGCAGCAAACGCUUGGCCAUUUUCAAUGGCCAGGGCACAAACAAGUUGGUCGGUGGCUUGGCGUUUCCCAUCAAACAGACGGAUACGGUGCAGUCGGUUUGGGGAUUCGUCAACUACCAGGCGCAAUACGUGCCAUCGCCCAUCCCAAUCUACUGGUGGAGUUUCUGGAACACCUCGGCUUUUGUGUCCACCGCCAGGGAGUGGAGGAAAGCCAUCCACAGCCGGGUUGCCCAGGACGAGACACGAGUGUGGCUGUACGAUGUCGUGGAGACGGGCUUGGAGCGGUUCGCAGAUCGGAAUGCAGGUGCCUGUUUGCUGAAAAGUAUCUGUGAGAUAUCCCAACGCCCCUUUAUGCACAACCACAUUUUCGGCGAGAUACUCAAUGCGGUGCUGGUUCCAUCGCUGGAUAAUGUGCCUGAAAAGUAUCUGCAUGCCCGGAAUGCCGGAAAAGCUGGUGCCAAUUGCCGGAAAACGUACAGUGACUGCAGCAAGGAGCUCUGGCAUAAACUCAUGCAAAUGGCCAGGAUAACCAUCUAA